AACGUGGGUAGAGCAUCUGUGUAUGUUGAUUACACAUGACGGAGAUGCCAGCCAGCAAGAAGGCGCCCAUCUUAUGAUGAAGGUCCCAUUUCUUGAGUUCUCGCAAGACCCGUUCAACAUUCCCACAUCACCAGCUUUUGUUGAUUUAGCCGAAAAGAUGCCAUCUCCAAGGAUGCUCAAAUCUCACUGUCACUCGCCAUUCCUACCCCCAGGUAUCCGAACUGAUGAUCCGAAAGCAAAGGUGAUUUACAUAGCCAGAAACCCGAAGGAUACGGCUGUCUCCUACUACCAUUUCUGUCGUUAUGUUCCGGGACUUCCUACGUAUGAAUCGUGGGAUGUUUUCUUUGAGGAGUUUCUCGCCAAUAGGGCUCCUCAAGGAUCCUGGUUUGAAAACGUGUUACCAUGGUGGAGAAAGAGAAACCAUCCUAAUGUUCUCUUUCUCAAGUACGAAGAUAUGAAGAAGGAUCUUACAGGAGCCGUACGACAGAUAGCCGAAUUCAUGGGGAAGUCCCCCUCUGAUGACGUCAUCGCUAAAAUCGCAGAAGCUUCGACGUUCAAGGCAAUGAAGAACAACCCUGCAUCAAAUCCCGAUACUCUGAUAAUGGCGGGUAUAGAGCAGGCUGGAAUGGAGAAACCAAAAGACGAAUCAUUUAUGAGAAAGGGUGUUGUUGGGGAUUGGAAAAACCAUUUCACUGAUGACCAAAAUAAACGAUUUGACGAGCUAUAUGAGAAGCAAAUGGCGGGAUCUGGACUUGAAUUCGAGUUUUAGGAUUGCUGUUUAGGCAGAAAGUUUUAAUUGGCUCUGUCUUUGACACGAGUGAUAGAACUUAUUGAAUAUUAAUUUCUAUCUAUAAAAUAGUUUCGUUUUUAUAAGCAUUGUGUACGUUUCCUAUCAGUACUUAAUUCAUGCCAACUCAUCUACCGACCAUAUGGUCUACUUUCAUUUAGUCCAAUGCCAUUCCGUCUUUCAACAUUUCGUCUAACAACCCUUUUGUCUAAUAACCAUUUGGUCCAAUUAUCACUUCGUCCAAUCACCAUUUUGUCUAUGACCAUUUCGUCUCAUAACCAGUUGGUCGAAUAUCCAUUUUAUUUUCAUUCAUUUUGCACAAUUAACACUUAGUCCAAUUAGACCAAUGGUAUACUGGACUAAAUGGCUAUUGAACCAAUUAGUUAUUAGACGAAAUGGUGAGUGGACGAAUUGGCAAUUAGACCAUGUGUGUGGAUAGUGGACGAACUGAUGGGAGACCGAAUGAUAGUAGAUGAGUUGGCAAUUGGACGAAAUAUGGAUUAAAAAUAAUUCAUGAAGAGCAUAAUAUCUGAUGAAAAAAAGUAUUAAGACAAUGUGUAAUUGAGUCGUGCAGGAAGAUCGUAAAUUUUCAUAUGAGUACAAUAUUAAAAAAAACCAAAGACGUUAAGAUUCAGGCGCCUCAUGAACUUAGCAUAUUUGAGUUGGCCUAUCUAUGAGGGAAAAAAAAACAAGUACUUGUAGUGACGAUGAUGAUGGUGAUGAUGAUGAUGAUAAUGAAGAGCAUUUUGUGAUUAGUGCCAUCGCGGCGCGUUUUAUGGCGCGCCGGCUCCUUAAACGUGUGACACAUUAUUCACACACUUGCUGGAAAAGAAAGGUCUUAGUUCAGAGUUGAAGGUCUCAAUAUUGUUACAAUGACAAGGUUGGACUGAAAUUCAUUUUAAAUCAAUAAACCAUGGACCAUAAUGAAAUCGAAUGACAUUUAACAACGUCAUUCACUUUGGAUCUAAACACUUGCUUAAAGCAUUAUUUUUUUAGGCUAAACUUAUUUCUAUUUUUGUUUUCAUUUCCAAGGGGAUCCACACUUUACAAGCUUUGCUUUUAGUGGACCCCACCCCAUUUCCAUUGUAUCCGAUUUAUAUUACUUUGUAUUAUGUUUUGAAUGGAAAUGGAAUAAAGAAUUGAAUUGAAUUGA
This is a messenger RNA of Lytechinus pictus (painted urchin), 1940 nucleotides long. RefSeq names its product sulfotransferase 1C2-like. Gene Ontology annotation, molecular function: sulfotransferase activity. The coding region runs from base 23 to 769 and encodes 248 amino acids. NCBI's taxonomy places the organism in Eukaryota, Metazoa, Echinodermata, Echinoidea, Temnopleuroida, Toxopneustidae. Gene Ontology annotation, biological process: sulfation. The record is from RefSeq and is a predicted model, not a curated record. The transcript has 6 exons. Gene Ontology annotation, cellular component: cytoplasm.